This is a messenger RNA of Paramecium tetraurelia, 408 nucleotides long. RefSeq lists its product as uncharacterized. NCBI's taxonomy places the organism in Eukaryota, Ciliophora, Oligohymenophorea, Peniculida, Parameciidae. The record is from RefSeq and is a predicted model, not a curated record. The transcript has 2 exons.
AUGUAUAGUCCUAAUCAUGACACAUUCAACUCUCUCAUGAAACAAUUAGAGUUAUAUCGAUUUGAUGAACCUACUUUGCCAUAAUGGCCAUUGUCUAGUAUAAAAUAGCCUAUAUUAUCUCCUUAUUUCGAAAAUGCAUUAGAAAUUUAGAGUUCAAAUUUUGAAUUCGUGAAGAAAUAAAAUGGUCGUGUAAGUUUCAAGAUUACAUUACCUGCAAAUACAUCCUUAUUUUUCGAACUCAAACACAAUUUCCAAGUGAUCAUAGGAUUGGGGGAGGGAAAAGUAAUUUGUAAAACUGAACACAGCAUUAACGAAAUACCUUUAAAAUAACCUUGCAAUAUCAUUAAACCAUUUGAAUUAAUUAAUUAAGGAAUAAAAGAGUGUAAAGUUGGAAUACAAGUUAGUUGA